AUGUUGGCUAUGAAGGAGGACCUGGGCGACGGAUCGCCCGUUGCGAAGAGUGAAGAGGAAUUUUCACGUUCGGUGAAUGAUGACAACGAACACAAGCGUUCCCGUCCGUUUAAGGCGCCAGAAUUGCAAAGCAUUCCACCAUCGUACAACGCACGCGAUGCUCAAGAUCUUCAGAGAAUUCAGGAGGGUUUCCUGAGAAAAUACCUGUCCAGUCAUGGAAGUUCAGAAGAACGAGAUGAGGCGCAGGUGGUGGAGAAAUACUGUUCCACAAAAAAGCUAAAUGGAGUUGGAGAACUUCUGGCCAGUCUCAGGAACCCUCCGAAGUGUCACAAAGAGAGAAUCGUGCUUGGUGCUGAUGGAAAACAAAUCAAAGCGCAAAGGGAAUGUCGUGCUUCGCUUUAUCACAUCAAUCCAUCUGAAGAGUUCGAUAAAUGCGUCAUACCACAAAUGAGUCAAGAAUUCUGCGCUCCAGAUAUCAACAUGGUACCUGCAUCUGCAAUGAGUGUGAAUGAAAUCCGAAAUCGUGUUCGCAAGAGCAUGUUUCGUUGCAAGGUCUGCAAAAAUCGAUUUGGAGAGAUGUUCUUAUUAGAGAAGCAUCUUCGUAAUAACCAUCCGAAAGCAUAUAUUGCAUUCUUGGAGGAGCAAAAGAAAUUAUGUGAAUACAUGGCAGAAAUGGAAAAAGAGCGAGGACGGAUGGAAGAAAUCGCCAGCGGCGGAUUCAUUCCUCCAGAGUCUGAAAUUGAAGAAGAAGCGAAUAGUGUGGAUGUUGAUACGAUUCCGUUGCCAGGAGAGAAUAGUCAGGGACAUGUUCCACGUUUGAAUCGUUAUGGUGGUCUCAUGUACCCGAUGGAUGCGAUUCGGAAGAAAUUCCCGUACUUCAAGAAGCGCUCUCCCCAAUGCCCAUUCUGUGAUAAACGCUUUCGCAACGACAUUUCCUUCACGAAUCACAUCAACAAAAAGCAUCCCGAAUGCACAGAAUUUGUGCAAUGUCUUCACUGCUUCAAGUGUGUUGCCACCCAGGAUGAACUCAAGGACCAUGACUGCGAUCUCACUUAUCUUUGCCUUGACUGCCGCCCGAUUCGCAAUAUGUGCACCGCCUAUCGUCUCUUCAAACAUCGCUCCAAGUUCCAUAGAGGCAACAACUCCGGUUUCCGUUGUCCAGACUGUCCACAGAAGUUUUUGACACCGAGAAAGCUGCGAAAGCAUCGAAAGCUGUGUCACAUUUUCACCAAAGUGUACCAGUGUCACUUCUGCGAGGAAUUCUUCAUUUCUGAAAUCGCUGUUACCGUUCACGAACGAGUGCACACUGGAAUUCUGAAGUUUGAGUGCACAGUUUGUGACUUCAAAUCUAGUCGCUAUAUGCAGAUGGAAGAGCAUCAGAAGGAUCACCAUGGCUACGUUUGCUCGGUUUGCCAAUGCAAGUGCCAAAACUGGAACGAUGUUAAGGACCAUAUGCUCACUGAACACUCGUGCUACAUCACCGGUGAAGCGUCGCACGCCUACAUCGAAUCACCACGUAUCUGGAUUAUGUACAAGGGAGAAUAA
Messenger RNA from Caenorhabditis briggsae, 1545 nucleotides. Gene Ontology annotation, biological process: regulation of transcription by RNA polymerase II. Bases 1 to 1545 code for a protein of 514 amino acids. The transcript has 5 exons. NCBI's taxonomy places the organism in Eukaryota, Metazoa, Nematoda, Chromadorea, Rhabditida, Rhabditidae. Gene Ontology annotation, cellular component: chromosome. The record is from RefSeq and is a predicted model, not a curated record. Gene Ontology annotation, molecular function: chromatin insulator sequence binding.